AUGGGGCCUCCGGAGACUCCUGGCAGAUAUCUGCAACACCCAUCCCCAGGCCUGUUCCCAACCCUUCAGCUUUCACCGGACAUUUAUGCCACCCAGUUCUCGGCCGGCCCGGCCACAGCGCCGGCCUAUUCCAAUCAAAGGUUCUUCUGGGAUCCUUCAAAUGUCGACUUUCAGGACCCUUCUUUCUGCCAGCCAUAUCAAGAUCACUUCCAAUUCAGCCCAGUGACAGCUACCCCUCCAUUCACCUCCUCAUCCACAGUCCUACCCAGUCUUGCGGCCACAAAUCCGCCCUUGGAGGAGCGGCCUUACGAGUUACCUGCCCUGCCUCGUUCAGCCAGUUACUCCCACAAUGACACAUCUGCCUUCCCAGCCCCAUUCACAACAUCGCCGAGAGUUCCUGCGCCGCAGAUGGAAAACCCAAGCAUGUUCUUGAGCUCACCGGCACGAAGGUUUGGGACCGGUGACCAAUAUUCGAGCCGUUUCCCACAACACCUGGGCCCUGAACGGCCGGCUUAUGCACAUCAAAUUGAAGAGUCGAAGCGAGAAGAGGAAAGCAAGAGACUGCGACGAGGAGAUUCAAGGAAGCCGUCCAUUACGCGCUCUGUUAUGGAAGCCUUGAGACGCCCAGUCUCUCCAAAGAAGGAUGGCAGACCGGGCCUGAAGAGAAGCCUGACUCACACAGGAGUGCGUAAUGAACGAGGCUUCAAGCCGCAGAGCCUAGGCAGCGUUGGAGGACGCAAUUCUCCCAUCCCGCAUGACCACAACAUGCAUAGACCGGGCCGAUCUUCACCACUCAAAUCAACGGUCGACCCAGUAGCGCGGACGCUGAGCACUAGUAGGAACGCGAAGCGGGGGGCUAUGUCUCUGGCCAUUGACGAGAAUGGUGUCGCCAAAACAGUCAUCUCAAAGGUGUCUGACGAUAUGGACCUAGACGAGACAUCCGAGAGCGAGCCGGACUCUUUUGAUGAGGAAGACUUUCACUUUCUUCACAGCCAAGGCAACUCUUUCGCCUGCGGUGGGGAUGAUGAACCCACCCAGGCUCAGGCGAGCCGGCUGCACGGUCAUUGCAAGACCGAUUCCCACUCUACAACCACCUCGGCCAACUCUGCCAGGCAAUCCUCGUACCAGGGUUCGUCGUCAAGUCUUACAAACAACAGGAGUUCCGACGGACAACAGGGUCGAAGGAAGCGGCCCAUUCUUGGCUCUAACGUUCAUGACGAUACGUUGAUGGAAGAAGAGCCGAGUGGUAAUGCCCAACAGGUCUUACGAGCGAUCAUACAAGACCGCUCCCGAUCCACAUCCUCGCAGGGGGACAACAAUCAGCUGCAUUCCUCGCCUCCCUUGCACCAGGGCCAAUAUGCUUCAUACAACGCAUCGCCAACAACGAUCACGGAUCCGGAUCUCGCAACACCGAGCACCGAUAUGGAUAGCCUCGCAAGUAACCUGAGUCUCCGUUGCUUGUGCAAGUCAUCUAUCCCGGACGGCUCGGUGCCCAUGGUCCAAUGGUAA
Molecule: messenger RNA, 1509 nt
Organism: Cladophialophora yegresii CBS 114405
Lineage: Eukaryota; Fungi; Ascomycota; Eurotiomycetes; Chaetothyriales; Herpotrichiellaceae
Exons: 1
Coding region: 1-1509 (502 amino acids)
Source: RefSeq, a predicted model, not a curated record